Messenger RNA from Lutra lutra (Eurasian river otter), 2502 nucleotides. RefSeq names its product solute carrier family 41 member 3 (gene SLC41A3). Lineage: Eukaryota; Metazoa; Chordata; Mammalia; Carnivora; Mustelidae. The record is from RefSeq and is a predicted model, not a curated record. The coding region runs from base 169 to 1836 and encodes 555 amino acids. Gene Ontology annotation, biological process: monoatomic cation transport. Gene Ontology annotation, molecular function: monoatomic cation transmembrane transporter activity. The transcript has 10 exons. Gene Ontology annotation, cellular component: plasma membrane.
CUGGGUGUUGUUUCUAAGGGUCUAUAAUACCUGAGGUGGCAGCUUUCGAAUGUGUUAUCUACCUUAGUGGGGCUGUUCCGUCCUGCAUCUCCAGGCUGGCAAGGUCCUGGAUGUGGGCCUAGCUUCUUCUGGCAUUCCCACUUGGAGGGAGAACCAGUAGCUUCACUGAUGCCGACCCUGAUGCCAUGCCCCUAUCCAGGUUACGGCUGCCAGGGGCUCAGUUCUGCUCACAUGGAUGGGACAGAGACCCGGCAGCGUCGGCCAGAGGAGCUGGUUCUGCCACACACCCUCAGUCCCGGAAGAUUCCCUGCAGCCUCAGAAGACGGACCUCUGAGUGUGCCUGAGAGCCAAAGGGCAGUCUCUAAACCACUGGGGACUGAGCUCAGCAGGGAGACUGCCUUAUCCAUUGGCCUUCAGGUGAUAGUCCCCUUCGUGUUUGCUGGACUGGGACUCUCCGGGGCUGGUGUACUUUUGAACUAUUUCCAGCACUGGCCGGUGUUUGUGGAGGUUAAAGAUCUAUUGACAUUGGUGCCGCCCCUGGUGGGCCUGAAGGGGAACCUGGAAAUGACGCUGGCGUCACGACUCUCCACAGCUGCCAACACUGGACAAAUUGAUGACCCCCAGGAGCAGCACAGAGUUAUCAGCAGUAACCUUGCCCUCAUUCAGGUGCAGGCUACCGUUGUGGGUCUCCUGGCUGCUGUGGCUGCCCUGCUGCUGGGCGCUGUAUCUAAGGAGGAGUUAGACUUUGCAAAGGUGGAGUUGCUGUGUGCCAGCAGCAUCAUCACUGCCUUCCUUGCCGCCUUUGCUCUAGGAAUGCUGAUGGUCUGUAUAGUGAUUGGUGCUCGGAAGCUCGGCCUCAACCCAGACAACAUUGCCACGCCUAUUGCUGCCAGCCUGGGAGAUCUCAUCACAUUGUCCAUUCUGGCUUUUGUCAGCAGCUUCUUCUAUAAACACAAAGACAAUCGAUAUCUGACACCACUGGUGUGUAUUGGCUUCACGGCCCUGAUCCCCGUGUGGGUCCUCAUUGCCAGGCAGAGCCCACCCAUCAUGAAGAUCCUGAAGUUCGGGUGGUUCCCAAUCAUCCUAGCGAUGGUCAUUAGCAGUUUCGGAGGGCUCAUCUUGAACAAAACUGUUUCUAAACAGCAGUACCAAGGCAUGGCCAUAUUUACUCCUAUCAUAUGUGGUGUUGGUGGCAAUCUCGUGGCCAUUCAGACCAGCCGGAUCUCCACCUACCUGCACAUGUGGAGCACGCCUGGUGUCCUCCCCCUGUGGAUGAAACAGUUCUGGCCUAACCCAUGCUCCACUUUCUGCACCUCAGAAGUUAAUUCUGUAUCAGCCCGAGUCCUGCUCUUUCUGGUGGUUCCGGGUCAUCUGAUUUUCUUCUACAUCAUCUACUUGGUGGAAGGCCAUUUGGUCCCAAACAGUAAGAUCUUUGUGGUGUUCUAUCUGCUAGCAAGCCUGAUCCAGGUAAGGAUGAUUAUAGCAGUAUCAAAACAGCACUCACUGGUUAGCCAGCAAGAUUUGUCUCCCUGUCCUGGGAAUGAUGCUGGGGGAGAUAAGGUUGGGGUUUCCUGGACAUGGCUGGGUACAGCCCUCAUCUUCCAAGAGUCAACUUGUUCAAGCACAAAGGCAGGAUCCAGACACAGAGGCCACUCCACACUCUGUACUGCACACUUCCCCCUGCACAUUCCACACAGCACAUGCUACACUGCACACUUCGUAGGGUACACCCCCCACAGGGCACACUCCAUACCACGUAUAGAACACUGCACACUCCUCAGCAGAGGAUCAGAGGAUGGUCCUGAAGUGGCAGCAACUUUCCGUGAAGCAGGUUGAUGAGUGGGUCCAGCUGGGGAACUAGGCCAUGCGCACCAUCCAUCACGGAAAGGGUGGGCAGAGACCAGCCCCCUUCUGGAGUGUUGCUAAAAGGCAUGUAUGGACUUCAGUCAGGGCUGAAUGAUGAUAAGGACAUGAUGAAAGAGAUUAAGCUGGUGCCUCCCUCUGGGUGGUACUUAGCAGACUGUCUGCCCAGACUAGCUGGCUGAUGUCCCUUGUGGGCCCAGGUUGUUGGCAGAGAGAACUGUGGGCACUGAAGGGCAAUUCUAGGAGGCAUGUGCUACAACGAGGUACUGACGUGUUCAAAUCUCCCUGAGUUAGGGCAUUUGCAAUUGUAGCACAUCUCUGACCCUGAAUGGUGGGCUGGGACACUCUGAGACACUGUUUUGAGCAGGAGCAAGGAAGGGGCUGGAGUGUGCCUGGGACAGGGGACUGAGGAGCGCUGAAAUAAGGCCGGGACUGUGUUCACUACCCUGUGGCACUUUCAGGAAAGGCUUAUUGUCCAAAGCUGCCCAUACAAGGACCUUCAGCAAAUUCAAAUUGAAGUCCCAAUAAGGCCUAUGUCUUGAGUUUCCAAAGACAGUGCAACGAGCUGCUGUAGCAGAGAUGGUCUUUCCAGCACCUCAGUUUGCCAUGAGCAGGGCCUGACCACAGAGAAGGAGGCUA